AUGAAUAUUCUACACUACAGCCCAGAGCAAAGUGGCAUUGGUCAAUUUUCCAACGAAUUUCAGUUUCAAAGUCAAACAUCACCUUCAAACAGCACCUCCUCGUCGGAAGGCUCGGAUCAACAACAAACGCUCGCCGACUUUGUGGAUUCGGCAAUUUUCAUGAAUAACUGGAGUGGUGUCGGAGAGUUUUCCGACGUUGAGGAGGAUAUUAAAAAUGUUUUGAACCCUAUUGGAAGCCCUGAUGAGAUAAAAGAAGUUGUUGCUUUCCAUCACUUGCCGCGCAAUGUUUGCCCUACGAUUUGUGCUGUUUGUGGAGACAGAGCCACUGGAUAUCACUACGAGGUUCCAUCGUGCAAUGGGUGCAAAACAUUCUUCCGACGAACAGUCCUUUCUCAGCGGAAAUAUGAGUGUAUGCGUGGUGGAAAAUGUUUCAAUACACUUCCAAAAGAAAAACGAUGCUCCUGUCGAUCAUGUCGAUUUCAAAAAUGUGUAGAAGUUGGGAUGAAUCCAUAUGCUAUCCAAACGAAUGAUUCAUUAUCCGGAAACACCGUUGUCACGAAAAUUGUAGGAAAACGAAAGAAUUCUACUGACGAUUCAAUUCCGUCAACUUCCAAGAUGGUUGUGCCGACGGAAGUUAUUUCAAUGGAUAAUGCAAUUGAUAAAUUGAUUGAUGGAUUGGUUUAUCUUGAACUGAAAGUUGACGACUUCCGUAGCUGUGCUUAUAACCCACCCAGCUCAGAAUACAAACAACUGAAAUUUCUCCUGGAACAGCAAUCAAUGAUUGGAUUGGUUGACAGAAUUGGGCCAAUGCCUAAUUGGCCGCUACGACAAAUUAGUCACGAGGAAAUAAAAGCGCACCACAAAAGCGGAAGCAAAAUGCCAAUCGCACCUGAGAGGAAAAAUUGGUUUGUGUACGAUAUACUGACAUCUGUCGAAUACGCUAAAACUUUUAUGUUUCUACACCAAAUUGGAAAAGAAGAUCAGGUUCUCCUUUUAAGAGCUGUAGUGCUAAAACUGAUGCAUCUCAACCAAGCUUUCUAUUCAUAUGAAAAAAAGUUUGAUGUAAUACUUCAUCCAGAUGGAACAAUCCCUCCGCAUUUGGGCGACAAGAAUUGGCAUCCACACAAAGAAUUACAUUUACCUCACAACAAAACACCUGAAGAAAUGCGGGAAGAAUGGACCGCUGCCAUCAAAGCGUUUGCAACAUAUGGUUUAGACAAGAAGGAAUAUGUACUGUUCAAAGCAAUAACAUUGUGCAAUGCUACUAUCACCGGUUUGAGUGAACACGCCAAGGAAGUGGUCACUCGUGAAAAGGAAAAGUAUAGUCAAGCACUGAUGCGUUAUUGCUUAGCCAAUCGAGGAAUGAAAGGACCUUCUCAUUAUGCUUCUAUUAUUGCACUCAGCAACGGAUUAGAAAGUCGACAGAAAAAUCAAAAAGAUAUGCAUCUUAUUCUUAGAAUGGUGAAGAAAGGAUUUAGCCAGGAGCUUGUUGAUGAUGUCAUGGAAGAAGUCUUAUAA
Caenorhabditis remanei is the source of this 1518-nucleotide messenger RNA. RefSeq lists its product as uncharacterized. Gene Ontology annotation, molecular function: RNA polymerase II cis-regulatory region sequence-specific DNA binding; nuclear receptor activity; zinc ion binding. The coding region runs from base 1 to 1518 and encodes 505 amino acids. Gene Ontology annotation, biological process: cell differentiation; regulation of transcription by RNA polymerase II; anatomical structure development. The record is from RefSeq and is a predicted model, not a curated record. The transcript is spliced from 11 exons. NCBI's taxonomy places the organism in Eukaryota, Metazoa, Nematoda, Chromadorea, Rhabditida, Rhabditidae.